CAGCGCCGAUCAGCCGCACAGCUGUAUCCCACCACAACCUGCGGGGCGGUCCGGGCAGAGGCAGGGCUCCGCUCCCGGCUCCUCCUCCUCCCCGCGGAGCCGCUGUGGGUCGCGCAGAGCCCAGCGUGGAAGCGCCGCCGAUUUGUCACCAUGAAUCUCUUGCCAUUCGAGUCCCUCUGUGCUUUCCUGCUUCCCCAAGUUUGGUUGGCAUCGGGCAUGCAGGAAAUCCAUGCUGACCGGGAGACGAUUGGCAAGAUCUCAGCUGCUGGCCAAUUGAUGUGGUGCUCAGCUUCUGUUGAUAUCCUUUUCCUCUUGGAUGGCUCCUACAGCAUUGGCAGAGGCGGCUUUGAAAGAUCGAAGCACUUUGCAGACAAGCUCUGUGAUGCCCUGGACAUCCAUCCAGGCAGGGUCCGCGUAGGAAUGGUACAGUUUAGUUCAUCUCCCCACCUUGAGUUCUCACUGGAUUCCUACCUAACCAAACAAGAAGUGAAAGAGAUGAUCAAGAGGACGGUGUUCAGAGGUGGCAGCACAGAAACUGGUCGGGCUCUGAAAUACAUUCUCCAUAAGGGAUUCCCUGGUGGCAGGAACUUGACUGUCCCCAAGAUCCUGAUCAUCAUUUCAGAUGGGAAGUCCCAGGGCAGUACCGCAAUGCCUGCCAUGCAGGUGAAGGAGAGAGGGACAACAGUUUUUGCAGCGGGAAUCAAGUUUCCAAGGUGGAAGGAGCUGCAUGCUCUGGCCAGUGAGCCCACGGAGCAACACGUGCUCUUUGCCGGCGAUGUCAGCGACGCGGCCAAUGGUCUGUACAGUGCCCUGAGCAGCUCCAUCUGCAGUGUCACCACACCAGGUUGCAAAGUUGAAUCCUUCCCUUGUGAACGCAGAACUCUGGAGACUAAGAAAGAACUGGCUGGAAGCUAUGUCUGCUGGAAAGGCUCAAAGCAGGAGAAUGCAGUGCAUGCUUCACUGUGCCCUUUUUACAGAUUGAAAAGAGUCUCAGUAAAACACCCAUCCAGAUGCUUCCGAACCACAUGUACAGAUCCUUGUGACUCCCAGCCGUGCCAGAAUGGGGGUACGUGUGUCCCAGAGGGACUGGACAAGUACCACUGCCUGUGCCCUGUGGGAUAUGGAGGAGGCAUACACUGUGCGCCAAAGCUGAGCCUUGAGUGUGGUGUGGAUCUCCUUUUCCUGAUGGACAGCUCAGCAGGGGUCACACUGGAGGGAUUCCUGCGUUACAAGGCGUUCCUCAAGAGGUUCCUUCAAGCAGCAAUAGGCUGGGACUCACCUGCAAAUGUGGGGGUGGCUCAGUACGAUACCAACGUCAGGAUACCCAUUGAAGUGGGACAACACAAGGAUGUGUUCGGUCUCAUGAAGAGCAUUGAUGCUUUGAAUUUCAGCGGGGGAGGAACCCUGACGGGCAGAGCCCUGCGGUACAUUGCACAGCAUGGUUUUAGGAGCACCCCAGUCUUCGCAGAUGUGCUGAAUGACCUCCCGCGUGUGGUGGUCUUGCUCACUGACUCCAAGUCCCAAGACCCAGUGGCAGAAGCUGCCAAGUAUGCAAGGGACAGAGAUCUCUUGUUGAUCGGUGUAGGCAGCAGCUUUGUGAGGGCAGAGCUGGCUGAAGUGACUGGCAACCCAAAGCAGACCAUCGUCUACUCAGAUCCCCAGGAUUUGUUCAACAGGAUCCCAGAGCUGCAGAGAAGAAUUUGCAGUGUGAACAAUCCUGAAGGCUGCCAGGUGCAGUCUCUUGAUUUGGUGUUUGCAGUGGAUGCCUCAGUUGGCCUGGUGAAUUUUCUGCAGCUGAGGGACUUUGUCAGGACCAGCUUGCACUUCACCAUCAAUUGGGAUGUCACCCAAAUUGCCCUUGUGGUCUAUGGCAGCAGAGCCACACUGUUCGCAUUGGACACCCACACAAACAAUUCAGCUCUACUCCAAGCCAUCAGCCAGAUGCCUUUCCCUGGGGACGUUGCCUCUGCCAGCAGUGCCUUACUCCACAUUAACGGUGACAUGAGGACAGUGCAGAAGGGAUCAAGGCCUGGUGUCAGCAAGGUGACACCAGUGGUCACCAAUGGUGCUCACAAAUGUGGUGGCAUGGAGGAUGCAGCUGCCCCAGCUCAGCAGCUGAGAGAAGGUGUCACGGUGUUUGUGGUUGUCAUUGGGCAUGCAGAGAGGGACACACUGCUGAGGGUUGCUGGGUCUCCCAGUUACCUGGUGUGCAUGUACUCCUAUGAAGACCUGCAGCAUUACCAAGAACUCAUCACUGAAAGAAUCUGUGAAGAAGCAAAAAGCCCUGUGAACCUGUGCAAACCCAACCCAUGCAUGAACCAGGGCGUGUGCAUCCUCAGGCCGGGAAGCUACUGGUGUGAAUGUCACGGCUGGGAAGGACCCCACUGUGAGAGCAGAGUUCCCUGAGGAGAUUCUCCAAGAUCUCCAGUUCUCCCUACAGACUCCCAUGUGCAGCAGAUUCCAGGCAGUUUUCAGCACUUCUCUGGAGACCACCAGCACCUGAAAAGGUCCUGAGAUGCUGACCCAGAAGUGCUGAGCUCCAGUUCUGACCCAAGAAGAUACUGCUGCCCUUGGUUGAGUGACUGGGCCAUUCCCAGUUCCUGCACUGCACAAACUGGGCUUUCCAGUGCUCUUUCUUUUGGAAUCAAGUAAAUAUUUGAUAUUAAGUA
Molecule: messenger RNA, 2669 nt
Organism: Phasianus colchicus (ring-necked pheasant)
Lineage: Eukaryota; Metazoa; Chordata; Aves; Galliformes; Phasianidae
Source: RefSeq, a predicted model, not a curated record